AUGUCUGAUUCCGUGUACAAGGGCGAAGAUUUUGAUGACAAGGUGAGAAAGCAAGUCGAGUUCUACUUCUCCGACUCUAACUUGCAAGCCGACAAGUUUUUGUGGAAGAUUUACGAAGCCAAUGAUGGCUGGGUUGAACUCAAGACCAUCCUUACUUUCGCUAGAAUGAGACAGUUCCGCCCUGAAGAACGCGUGGUGGAAGCUCUCAGAAAGCUGGAAAAGCUCAUUGUGUCUGACAACGGUGAGGCCAUCAAGAGAUCGACUCCUGUGCCCGACUUUGACCAAAUCAAGCAAAACAAGCGCAAGAACUCCGUGCACAUUGAGGGCUUGCCCGAAACUGUGACUCAAGAUGAGCUUGAGUCAUGGUUUGCGGAAAAGAUUGUGAAGAACUUGCCCAAGCAACAAGACCUUGCCUCGCUCCGCAUGAUCAGAUCUCGCAAGGACAAGAAGUUCUUCGGUGUGAUUGACGUUGAGUUUGCUACUCAAGAGGACGCCAAGUACUUCUUGGAGGACAUUGAGGUGGCUUACCCUCAAGGUAUCGUUGACAAGGAUUCGGAGGAAGAAAAGAAGAACUUCUUGAAGAAGAUGUCUUUAUUGACUUUCAGAGAAUUGAGAGAAUCGGGCAAGAGAUUCGGUGUAAACGACGUCACCAAGAGAAGAAACUCGUUUAAUGACAACAAGAAGAACAAAAAGAGAAAGGAAGAAACCAAGGAAGAAACCAAGGAAGAAACCAAGGAAGAAACCAAGGAAGAAGCCAAGGAAGAGACCAAGGAAGAGACCAAGGAGGAGACCAAGGAAGAAGCUAAGGAAGAAGCCAAGGACUCUGAAGCCGUUGAAGCGUAA
Messenger RNA from Diutina rugosa, 843 nucleotides. It is a transcript of the gene LHP1, whose product is annotated as Lhp1p. Bases 1 to 843 code for a protein of 280 amino acids. Gene Ontology annotation, molecular function: mRNA binding. The record is from RefSeq and is a predicted model, not a curated record. The transcript has a single exon. Gene Ontology annotation, biological process: RNA processing. Gene Ontology annotation, cellular component: nucleus. NCBI's taxonomy places the organism in Eukaryota, Fungi, Ascomycota, Pichiomycetes, Serinales, Debaryomycetaceae.